Astyanax mexicanus (Mexican tetra) is the source of this 2348-nucleotide messenger RNA. It is a transcript of the gene snap29, whose product is annotated as synaptosome associated protein 29. The coding region runs from base 178 to 972 and encodes 264 amino acids. Gene Ontology annotation, biological process: synaptic vesicle fusion to presynaptic active zone membrane; exocytosis; synaptic vesicle priming. The transcript is spliced from 6 exons. NCBI's taxonomy places the organism in Eukaryota, Metazoa, Chordata, Actinopteri, Characiformes, Acestrorhamphidae. Gene Ontology annotation, cellular component: plasma membrane; SNARE complex. The record is from RefSeq and is a predicted model, not a curated record. Gene Ontology annotation, molecular function: syntaxin binding; SNAP receptor activity.
UAGGGUCACCUGAUCCUCCUGGGAACACAGCGGGAUACAGCACCCCUCAGUGAGCGGGACAGCGCAGUGGGGGCGCGCCGAACUCCGUUACACCCGCAGCAGCAGCAGCAUCGCUGAGUUACAGGAGGACAUUAUUCUGUUAUAUCGUCGCUUACAGAACACCGCUGUGGUCGGAGGAUGGCGGCGUAUCCUAAAUCCCACAAUCCAUUUGCCGAUGAUGAUGAAGAGGAACCAGCAGGGCCGAGGAGGGGCUUUAAUUUUGACGAUGAGGAAGAAGAGGAGAGUAAGCUGAGUCCUGCGGAGAGGCGGCAGCGGCAGCUGGAGCAGCAGGUCAUGCAAACGGCGAAGUCGGCGGUGGACAGUAGCUAUCGCUCUCUCGGCCUCAUCUAUGAAUCAGAAAAGAUUGGGACAGAGACAGCAGAGGAGUUGAUUCGUCAAGGUGAGGUAUUAAAGAGGACGGAAAGAAUGGUGGAUAAUAUGGAGCAGGACAUGAGGACUAGUCAGAGACACAUAAACUCCAUUAAGAGCGUUUGGGGGGGGCUGGUUAAUUAUUUCAAAGGGAAGCCAGAGCAGAAGCCUCCUCAAAAAGAGCCGCCCGCAGCCUACGAGGCCAACAGCAGGUUACAGAACGCUCUGACCGACAGUAAAGAACAGGGGGAUAAAUAUGAGGCCAGCCACCCCAACCUGAGGAAACUGGACACGUCUGGGUUUGGAGCGUCGGCUUCGUUUGAUAAUGAGGCUUCAGAUCAGAACGGAUACCCGAAAAAUAAACACCUGAGAGCUGCUCACCAGCAUCUGGACUCUAACUUAGAUGAGAUGUCUCUGGGUCUGGGUCGGCUGAAGAACCUGGGUCUCGGGCUUCAGUCUGAGAUCGAUGAUCAGGAUGUUUCUCUGGAUUCUCUGCUGAAUAAAGUCGACUCGAUGGACGGAAAGAUCAGCUCCACCAACCGGCAGCUGAAGAACCUGAAAUGAUCUGAGAGACGAUCGUCGCGAGUAAACGCUUAUUCAGAAACGCAGCACUGGGUGUUAUUUGAUCAGUGGGCAGUGCAGGACUUAUUCUUCAAGUUUUACUGUUCUCCCAUUUUUUUAUAUAUAUUUUAUAUAUUAUAUGCAUCCUGUGCGGCGGGUAAAAUCUAGAACAUGCAUCUUUAUUUUGUUCCCCUUUCAUUUCUUAAGGGUUCAGCCAUAUAAAAAUCAUCUUUACCAUGAAACAAGUUGGAAUCGUAAAGAUUCAAGACUGUGAUUCUGUGAUCCUCAAUAUUUCACAAGAUAAUUCUCUGAUAUUUCACAGCAUCUGUGUUACUGAAGAUGUUAAAUACUCCUAAAUAAUUAAAUACCAGAAAUAAUUAUGGAUUUAAUUGGUUAUACAUCAUUUCACUGCACAGGUUUAUUAACUCUAUUCUUUUGAUUAUAGCGCCACCAAAUGGUGUAAUGAAGCAGUAAAACACUAUAAUAUAUCACAGGAUCGAUAUUUUGAGGAGGACAAUAAAAAUAACACAAGGGGGCGCUAUAAACAAGGAGAGUUUAUUUGUGUUUUUACUUUGCAUUACAGAUCAGACAUUUCACAUGUGCUUUUGUUAUUUGUUUGUUAGAAACUUUUAAAAAAGGAAAGUAUAGAAAAAAAAGACUAAUUGAAAAAUAAUCUGGAUUUAAUGGCUGAUGGGUUUCGCCUUAAUUAUCAUUUUUUGGUUUGUUUCAUUUCACAAGAUCAUUUAAUAUUUGUUUUACAGUUCUUACACUGAACACUUUGACACUCUGAUGCCUUUUAUUAUGUAAACCUUAAAUCUGGUGACUUUGAUUGGAUGGGGAUUUUGUUUGAGUCAGGUCUUUAUUUAAUUCUCUUGUUUUUCGUUUAUAUUAUAGAACAUUAGAUUGAUGAUGAUCUGAAAAAGUGCUUUAUGUUGGUUAUAAAACAAUGAACUCCAGAAUCGGGAACUUCCACAUCACUCUGUGUGUUAACUCUAAACUAUGUUAUAUCUGUAUUAUUAUAUUAUGAAUAUUGAAUUUUAUAUUGUUCAUUUUUCAAAUACGUGAAGCUACUCUUCCACCAGAGGAGAAGGUUUGAUUCUGUUAUUUACAAGCAAAUUCUUUACAUAUUGUUAAUAUAAAUUGAAUAAAUGUGACAUUUUGUGCCAUUAGUUUCACAACAGAAGUAAAUCAGCUGCUGGUUCAGAUUGAAACAGUAGAGGCAGCGUGACUCCGGCUCAACUGAUGAUCUGAAAUCUCUGUUUUUACUGAAGGAACUGCAGACUAAUGUUCCACCACUUAAAACAGAUCUGCCUCUGUAUAAAACUGAAUGUGAUUAUAUAAAAUGUAUUAUGUGAAGAAGAAAAUAAAAUGAAACAUUA